Messenger RNA from Cloeon dipterum, 1884 nucleotides. RefSeq names its product phospholipase B1, membrane-associated-like. Gene Ontology annotation, molecular function: glycerophospholipase activity. The record is from RefSeq and is a predicted model, not a curated record. NCBI's taxonomy places the organism in Eukaryota, Metazoa, Arthropoda, Insecta, Ephemeroptera, Baetidae. The transcript is spliced from 9 exons. Bases 87 to 1379 code for a protein of 430 amino acids. Gene Ontology annotation, biological process: phospholipid metabolic process.
UCGCAUUCUCGCUCACGGCGGCACUACAACGACCGUCUCCCCGGCACUACUCAUCUCUGCCCGCGUACUCGUGCACAUUUCGCAGAAUGAUUUGGCCAGUUUUUCUCAUUCUCCUGAUCUCCGGCGUAAAGUACCAGGCUGCUGGCCAGCUAGCAGAGCUGAUGGACCUGAUGAAAAUUCCUGAUUCAGUAAUGGAGCAGGUGGACGUUUGGACGCGUCCAGUGGCGAACGAGGCCGCCUUCCGUCCGGUGGUGAGCAGGCACGCAAACUGCCAGAAGCACAUGUCAUCGGUGAUCGAGUUCCCGUGUAAACGCACCUUUGACAGGGUGCCUCCAAGGUCGCCGCAACCGCCCACCUCCGUGCACCGACUGAGGCCAGGCGAUAUCGACGUUGUCGCGGCUAUUGGAGACAGUCUUGUUGCCGGUGAUGCCGCUUUAGACGACUCACCGUUCAGCGUGUUCAUCCAGUACCGCGGCGUGUCUUGGUGCGCGGGCGGCAUGGCCGACUGGCGCAAGUACCUCACCGUCCCCAACAUCCUGAAGCAGUUUAACCCCAACGUCACAGGUUUUUCUACUGGCGAGGGAUCCUACCAGUCCAAGAACGCGCGCUUCAAUAUCGCAAUGCCAGCCGCGUUGGACGACGACGCCCUCACUCAAGCGCAGAUUCUCGUUUCACGGAUCAGAGCCGACCCAAGCAUCGAUUUCCACAAGUCUUGGAAGCUAGUGACAAUUUUCAUUGGCCACAACGACCUUUGCUCGAAGGCGUGCUUCAACCCUGAAAAACACACGGCCCUUCAGCACAAGAAACAGCUGCAAAAGGCGUUGGACUUCCUCAGGAAGAACCUUCCACGCACCUACGUGUCGCUCGUCACAAUAGGAGACGUGACAUACUCGAUGAAGGUGCAGCGUUCCAUGAUCUGCAAGUUGAUGCAUCCCUUUCUGUGCGCAUGUCUGCACAGGGGACGCUCCGCCAACCCUGUCAAAUGGGUCGGCAACCUGGCCAGAGAGUACGCUCAAGCCGAAAUUGAUUUGGUAUUAAGCGGAAGAUAUGAUAACGAUCCAGAGUUUGCCGUCGAACUGAUGCCGUUCACCUCGUUUACACAUCAGCUCGGCUUCAUGUCGACGCCCGCCGACAUGAAGAGCGUGUGGAUGACGGACAAAACGCUGAUCGGUCCUGACUGCUUCCACAUGAGCCAGGCCGGCGCCGCCAUGAUGGCCAACAUGUACUGGAAUAAUCUGCUGGAGCCGAGUUCCCUGCGCUCAUCGUCCCCGCCGAAAGCCAUUUUCGACCGCUUCCUCUGCCCGACGGAAAAGAAUCCGUAUUUGUUCACUAAGGAAAACAGCGUGACAUUCAGGGCAAAAGCUUCACAAAUCAUUUAGAUUGACACACUUUUAAUAAUUUAUUACUAUAGUAUUUAUUCUGAAAACUUGAAAUCGCAUGCAGUUGUGGUUAUAUUAUGAAAGUCUGAGUCGAUUAGGAAAUUUCUAACGGCCCCAAUUUCGAUUUUAAAUCAUGCAGCUGUGAAAUUUUUGAUUCAAAACAUAAAAAUAUUAAUUUUAUUUUAAACAUUUUUUCCACAUUUUAUGGAUUGAGAAAAUCCUAAAACAAAUAAUCUUUUUCCGUCUAGGAAUGCAAACUACCAGAAAUUACAGGGGCCUUAUUGCAUUAAAAUUAAUUUUAAAUGGCUUCUAAUACUAGGCCAAUUUCCUUUUUACGUUUAAAUUCCUUAAAAAAUAAGACUUGAAUAUGAAACUUAAAUAUUUAAUUUGUAAUAAUUUCAGCUGCGAUAUUUUGGUCUAUAUAUAGACAUCACCCAUGCAUGAUAUAUACAUUGCCAAAGGCUAUCUUGUACUGAUCUAAUUUAUUUGCGUUGAUGUAAGAAUA